AUGAGUCAGGUGAUCGGCUUCGUGAGGAAGCUCGGCCUGGAGGUGGCACCCCAGAAGACUCAAGCAGUCCUCUUCUACGACAGGAAGAGGGGAUCGCCGCUUCCGGCCGAGAUUCAGGUGGGAACUACUUCGAUCCGUGUGGGGCUCCAGAUGAAAUAUCUGGGCUUCACAAUUGACGGCCUCUGGGAGUUUGGCGCUCAUUUUGAGCAGCUGACUCCCAGGUUGGGUAGGUUGACUGAUGCCCUCGCGGGCAUCAUGCCCAACCUCCACGGCCCUGGUGUGGCAGCGCGGCGGGGAUAUAUGCAUGCCGUCCUGGCGGCGCUCCUAUACGGUGUCCCUGUAUGGGACAAUGAGUGCGCCGCCAACAGGGUCGUGAGGGCCGUCAGUCCCCAUCUGAAGAAGUGGAUUGAGAGAGGGCACGGUGCCCUCUUCUACCGUUUGACGCAGGUGCUCACCGGACAUGGGUGUUUCGGUGGGUACCUGCGGAGAAUAGGAAAGGAGCCGACUGCCGGAUGUCAUCAUUGCGACGCUAAAGAUGACUCGGCGUCGUAUACUGUUGAGGAAUGCCCGGCGUGGGCCUCGGAACGCGGGUCUCUCGCUGGGCACAUCGAAGAAGACCUCUCGCUGCCGGCUCUGAUAAGUGCCAUGUUGCGCAGCGAGAGGGAAUGGAAGGCGGUCUCCUCCUUCUGCGAGGCAGUAAUGCUCCGGAAGGAGGCCGAGACAGAGAGGGAGAGAAUAACACGAGGAGGGGAGGGAGGCGUCGACGUGUGGAGCGUGGUAGCGGUGCCGGUUUUCCGGCCCCCACUCAUGGCGUUGUGA
This is a messenger RNA of Trachymyrmex cornetzi, 819 nucleotides long. RefSeq lists its product as uncharacterized. The record is from RefSeq and is a predicted model, not a curated record. Bases 1 to 819 code for a protein of 272 amino acids. The transcript has 2 exons. NCBI's taxonomy places the organism in Eukaryota, Metazoa, Arthropoda, Insecta, Hymenoptera, Formicidae.